CGAAACCCUAAAAAAUCUAUUAUCGCCUCUUCAGAGAAACUCGUCCACCAUGGUGAAUGUUCCUAAAACAAAGAAGACUUACUGCAAGUCAAAGGAGUGCAAGAAGCACACCUUACAUAAAGUAACACAAUACAAGAAGGGCAAAGAUAGUUUGGCUGCACAAGGAAAACGUCGUUAUGAUAGAAAACAGUCUGGUUAUGGUGGUCAGACAAAGCCUGUCUUUCACAAAAAGGCUAAAACCACCAAGAAAAUUGUCCUAAGGCUUCAAUGUCAAGGUUGCAAGCAUGUCUCACAACACCCGAUUAAGAGAUGCAAACAUUUUGAGAUUGGUGGUGACAAAAAGGGCAAGGGAACUUCCCUAUUUUAAGCAGUUUUGAUUGCAAGGGGUGUUUGGGAUUGGUUGUUUAAGUUGCUAGUUUCAUUGUUAAUGCUCAAUUCCAACACUCUCAAAAUUGGAAGUGAGGUAACACCUCUAGCCACCAUAAUUUAUUAAGGUUUUUGUUUGUUUUUUCGAAGCUAGAACACCGGUAGUCUACGGAAUACAUUUGCAACCCUCUUGUAGAGGGGGUGGAUUAAACGUUUGCAUUCAAAUUGCAAUAAAAAUGCAAUUAGAAGUCUGUUUGUUUAAACGUGUGUAGUUUAUGAAAUAAACCAAAAUUAACCAUACAAUAGCUAAUGUUCAUUCUAAAUCAAAUGUUUAUUUAGUUAUGUAAAGAUAAUUGUGAAGGC
Molecule: messenger RNA, 729 nt
Organism: Lactuca virosa
Lineage: Eukaryota; Viridiplantae; Streptophyta; Magnoliopsida; Asterales; Asteraceae
Source: the annotation of a GenBank genome assembly